GUUUUGUGUUUUGUUAGUUUCUCUCACCCCGGUCAAAAGGCGGAUAACGGUACUCCGUGACUUUAGUCGGUUCUUUCAGUUUCCCAUAAUAACUGAUAUCUGUAUAUAUUUGUGCAAUUCUUUGCUCUUUCUCUCUUCUUUGAAUCUCUUCUCCAAUUCUCAUUUCAAAAUGGACACCACUCUUGAAAAAUUGAAAAAGUAUUUUCCCGCUCUGCCUCAGAAUGCGAUUACAAAAAUUUACCGUGCUAGGUGUGCAAGAUUGAAGUUGUUGAUGAAUCAUGGAAUUCCUGAAGAUAUUCGCUGGCUGAUUGAAGCAAAGGUCCGAUUAUUAGGUGAGUCCUCCGAUUCUUUCAUUUCACACAUGCCUGGAACAGGUAAAAGCACUUUUGCAAAGAAACGUCGUGCAAAACGACUGAAAGUCUGUCACCGAUGUGCCAGAUGGACUUGUAAUGCAACAUGUCGUUCUUUAGGAAUGGUAUCUAUAAACCGUGAAGAUAAAAUACAAUUCAUUAAGGAUGGCCUGAGUAAGGGGUCUUUAGAUAAUCUUUUGUUGACCCUUGAGACGCAUCCUAGUGGAGAUGUGCAUCGUGCAAUUCAUGAUUUAUGGCCCCAUUUUCAUAAAGAACAUGAUAGACUUAGUCUUGGGAAUCUGACUAAAAAAGACCCUGUUUGCCAGUUUUUAAGAAAACUGGAUGGGAAGCCUAUCCCCGACCCAUAGAGGGCGUUUAAGCCGUUCUUGGACGUAAAACCAAGGGAAGAUGUGAGCCACAAUCACAACUACCUGUACAUACACAUGCUUUUUCAAAAUAAAUAAAUAAAUAAAUAAAGAGAGAGAAAGAGUGUGAGACUCCAGCUGGCCUACAUAUAGGUGGUAUGAUUGCAUCUUCAAUUUCUCAUCUAUAAAAUCUUCUCUUCCUUCCCCUCAUUUCUACUUAUCCCUUACAUUAGACAGAUAUAGAAGUGUGUAGAAAUGGCAGGUCCCUCAAGUUAUCACAUCAAAAAUAUUUGUGUUUUCGGUGGAUCCAGUCCUGGGAAGGAAAUAGCUUUUUUAGAAGCAGCAAAUCAUCUUGGUCAGGUACUAGCUGAGAAAAAGAUUCAUUUAGUGUAUGGGGGAGGCAACCUUGGGUUAAUGGGGGGUGUGGCAAUAGCUGCAUUUUUAGGAGGUAGUCAAGUUUUGGGGGUCGUCCCCGAAGCUUUAACAAAAGGGGACAUCAUUGGAAGAACAAUUGGAGAGGAACUACAGGUCUCCACAAUGUUUGAUCGAAUGAAUACAAUGUUUAACCAUGCUGAUGCCUUCAUUGCCUUACCAGGUGGUCUGGGCACAUUGGAAGAGAUCUUUCAUAUUUCCUCUUGGGCCCAACUUCACAUUCACCAUAAACCUAUAGGUUUGCUCAAUGUUAAUGGUUUUUAUGAUACUUUGUUGUCUUUUCUUGAUCAAGCUGUGGAACAGGAAUUUCUAACAUCUUCGGCACGACAAAUCAUAAUCUCUGCUGCUACGGCUGAACAAUUGAUCGACAAACUACAAUCUUUCACCCCUGUCAUUGAUCCUUCCAUGAGUCGCAUCAAUUGGUCAACUACAGAAAGCCGUAAAAAGCUUAGAUUGGAUUUGAGCCUUCGUUUGUGAAUCCUUGUGUCUUUUGGUUUUAUUUCUAACAUAGUAUUUUGUUCUGUUAUAUUUUAUAUUUGUUUAAGUGUGUUUCAGGUUUGUUAAUGUUCGUUGUUUCAGGUGAUGUCUUCUAUACUCUAUCUUUCUACCUUAGAACAUUGAGGACAAUGUCUCGUUUUGGUUGGGGGGAGAGGGUAGUAGUAAUUAAAAAAAAAAAAAAAAAAAAAAAAAAAAAAAACUAACCAACUAACUGUUUUUGUUUAAAAACCAUUGGGCAAAACUGUUAUUACUAGGAUGGUAGAGUAAGGGGGAAUGACUCUUGAGACGCAUCUUAGUAAACAUUUUCUAAUGGUUAUUUGCAAUAUUCAUAACAAGGCCUAUUAGAAUACUUCUUGAAAUAUUCAGGUUUACAAACUCUCGCAUUGCUAUCACUUAAUUCUGCUCAUAUACUCAUUUAACAAGUAUUCGUAAACCUUCAUUUUCACACACACACUUUAACAUAUGAUUGUGGGUUGCACAUUGGAUUAUUACAUUAUUUAUGUUCUUUUGUUAAAGGUAACAACUAAGGGAUAGGGAUAGUCUAUAAUUUGCAAAAAAAAAAAAAAAAAAAAAAAAAAGAAAGAAAAAAAAAAAAAAAAAGAAGAAAAUGAUGAUAAUAAAAACGUAGAUAAGUUUGAUUUCGUAGCCUCCCUAACCUAAGCAAUUAAGCCCGAAGGGGUGUUUUAACACCUAAUACCCUAAAGUCAACUGACUUGGGAGUUAUUGGCCCAAAGCUUGUUACAUGGGUUAAGGAGAAAAGCUUAAGGGAAUCAAACAUUGCACUAUCUACGUAUCAGUAUCUGCAACCCGAGUUACUAAGCUCGUAGGGGUGUCUCAACACCUAAUGCCCUAAGAUCAACUGGUCUGGGAGUCAUUAGCCGAAAGCUCGUUACAUGGGUUAAAGAUGCAUUGUGUUUUAUGUAUAGAUAUUAAAAAAAAAAAAAAGAGUAAAAUAAAAUAAAAUAAUCCCAACCCAAGGAAGUUAACCUUAAACAUUAGAACAAAAUAUUGUUUUCUUCCAACAAAAGCCCCAUCAUCUAUGUUUCAUACAUUGAGCACAUAACAAGGAAGGUUUAUUAAUAUUUUGUUUAAGAGGUAUUGAGCAGAUAUAUAAAAUUUAAUGAGAGUUUGUUUAUCUGGAUAGAUUAAUGGAAGUUGAAUGAUGAAUGCCUUGCUUUGUGGAUUUUGCAAAUUGUUUUUCUAUUUUAACGCUUUAAUUACUAGGGACUAGUAAUAAGCUGGUUGGGGGGUGUGAUUAGUACUUAAAAGUGCAUUUUUAUCAAGGUUUUAUAUCAUCAUUUUGCACUUGAAGUAUCAAUAACUCCUUAACUAAAGCGUGUUUUAUAAUAACAUAUCUAAUUAUAUAAGAUACCUUUAAUUUAUGGUAAAUGUUCAUCUUAAAUGCAGGCCUAUCACAUAAAUGAAAGAAUUGAUUGAUGAGUUGAAGUACUGAAAUUGAAAGGACAAAAAGAUGGCCAAAGAGAUGCUGGUGCAAUCCAAACUGGAACACGGUUCGGUAAUUGGGUCAUAUCUGGAGCUGUAGAUCUUGGAUUUAGGUCCAUUUUAUAUGGAUGGAAAGAUAAGACAUAGGCCUACAACUUUCAUGUGGAGCCCAAGAUUUAACAAGGCCGUUUUCAAGUCCAAAUUGUAGCAACAAAGAAGAAGUCCGAAUCUGUCCUGCAGCCCAGACACUGUUCAGUGUUCAGCCCAUAUCUCGAGUUCUAGAAGUCCAAAUGAUCUCAAAUUUUUACCCUGGAAAGAUGAGACAAUUUCCUAGAACUUUCAUGAUUCAAGUUUGUUCAAAUUAUGACGUCAUCAAUGACGUUUUUGGCAGACAAGAAGAUAAGAAUUGUCACCAAGUCAAGAUGUGGCCACCCACUCAUCAAUUAGUCAACAAAUCAAUAGUUCCGAAUUUUGGCCUAUAAAAGGAGGCAUUUGCCAUGUAUUUAGGCAUCUUGGUGUUCAGAUCAAGAUCAUGCUCUUGCUUUCUCUCUUUGUAUUGCUUAUGCUUUGCUUUCAUUAAUAUCAAGUUUAUGCCUUUCAUUUC
Molecule: messenger RNA, 3692 nt
Organism: Populus nigra (black poplar)
Lineage: Eukaryota; Viridiplantae; Streptophyta; Magnoliopsida; Malpighiales; Salicaceae
Exons: 1
Coding region: 170-718 (182 amino acids)
Source: RefSeq, a predicted model, not a curated record